Molecule: messenger RNA, 3267 nt
Organism: Castor canadensis (American beaver)
Lineage: Eukaryota; Metazoa; Chordata; Mammalia; Rodentia; Castoridae
Gene: Prnp
Product: prion protein (Kanno blood group)
Biological process (GO): protein homooligomerization
Cellular component (GO): membrane
Source: RefSeq, a predicted model, not a curated record
GCCCCGCGCCUCCUCCUGCGUGCGCCCUGCGCGUCGCAGGCUCCAGCGCCAGUUGCCGACAGCCGCGGCGCCGCGAGCUCGUCUUCUCCCUGCCUAGGCGGGACUCCUGAUACUUUUCAAAACUGAACAAUUUCAGCUAAGCCACACCAUUCUGUCUUUGAGAGGGAUCAGUCCAGUUUAGGGAGCCACACAGAUCGCAGUUCUGGCUGUGUGGAGAAAUGCUGUUGAUUUCUGUAGGCCGACCUUGUGUCCUGCGACCUUGCUGAGUCCCAGUAUCGGUUCUCACGCUGCUCUGUUGAUUCCACUGGGUUUUCUGAUCUGUCAUGGCGAACCUUGGCUGCUGGCUGCUGGUUCUCUUUGUGGCCACGUGGAGUGACAUUGGCCUCUGCAAGAAGCGGCCGAAGCCUGGAGGAGGGUGGAACACUGGGGGUAGCCGAUACCCUGGGCAGGGGAGUCCUGGAGGCAACCGCUACCCACCUCAAGGUGGCGGUGGCUGGGGACAGCCUCAUGGUGGUGGCUGGGGGCAGCCACAUGGUGGUGGUGGCUGGGGGGGACAACCCCAUGGUGGUGGUAGCUGGGGACAACCCCAUGGUGGUGGCUGGGGACAGCCCCAUGGUGGCGGUGGCUGGGGUCAAGGAGGUGGCACCCACAGUCAGUGGAACAAACCCAGUAAGCCAAAAACCAACAUGAAGCAUGUGGCAGGUGCUGCUGCAGCUGGGGCAGUAGUGGGGGGCCUUGGCGGCUACAUGCUGGGGAGCGCCAUGAGCAGACCCAUCAUACAUUUUGGCAAUGACUAUGAGGACCGUUACUACCGGGAAAACAUGAACCGUUACCCCAACCAAGUGUACUACAAGCCCGUAGAUCAGUACAACAACCAGAACAACUUUGUGCACGACUGCGUCAAUAUCACGGUCAAGCAGCACACAAUCACCACCACCACCAAAGGGGAGAACUUCACCGAGACAGACAUAAAGAUCAUGGAGCGUGUGGUGGAGCAGAUGUGCAUCACCCAGUACCAGAAGGAGUCCCAGGCUGCUUACUAUCAGGGAGGGUCCAGCGCGGGGCUCUUCUCCUCCCCGCCCGUGAUCCUCCUCAUCUCCUUCCUCAUCUUCCUGAUAGUGGGAUGAGGAAGGCCUUCCUGUUUGCACCUCUUGUCCGUUUUGGUCCAGGUUGGGGGAGGGGGUAUCCACCUACAGCCCUUUUAGUGGUGCAUCUCAUUCUUGCUUCUCUCUUUGUCCCCCAUAGGCUAGUACCCUCGACACUGAUGGGCACUGGAAAACGUAGAGUAGAUCUGAUGCUAUUUUUUUCAAGAUCCCUUUGAUUUGAGUCCUUCAUAGGCCAGUGCUAAUGCUGGGCCAGUAAGAAUGUAACAGCAAAGAAUCACUGGUUGAUCUAGGCUUAUUUUUGGUUAGUGCAACAGGUUGAAGGUAAAAUGAUCUCAAAACAGUCCUCAAAUACUUUUGCCUGGAUUCCUCUGGUUCCUUCAGCAUCCAGAGCUCAGGACACGAGUGCCCCAGCAUAGCACUGAUUUCAUAGAAAUUUGGAGACUUUUUUUUUUAUCCCUUUUAAGAAAACCUGAGAGCAUUUCUGCCAAAUCUGGAAAGAGGCCACAUGAUACUCACAAAAAAGAAAAUGCUAGCAAUCCUUAGCUCUCGGGCCGCAGGCUCAGCCCACUGGAGCAUGUGCCAUGUGUCUGUAGAGGGCUGAGGUUUUUGCAGAAUGGUCUGCACAGCAGUUGCUGCAUCAAGAGUAAAUACCGGUGCAACCCCAGACCUCCAGCCAGAGCACAUGUCACAGGGGAUGCUUGUAACUAAAAGACAAACGCUUCGGGGACUACAAAAUGCAGCAUUUGAAAAUGUGCCCUUGGAGACACUCCCGUUAGGGAUCCACGUGUGGUGUUCCCUUCUUCAGUGACAUAAACUAUAGAUAAUUAAGACUGUGGAAAAAUAAUAAAUUAUCUUCUAAACACCAAAGGCAAAUCUCCUUUGUUCAUUUCCUGGAAACUAGGAUGAUUUUAACCAUGUUUGGGUAAAACCAGGAAAUGUUUAACUCCCAGGAAAGUUGAAGCUGUAAAAGUAUGAUCCUCCUAAAAGAUUACAUAAUGAAGGAAGUGAUUGCACACAAAGAAAAAAGAGCUUAUGAUUCUUCAUUGCGUCUCAUAAUUGUCAAAAACCAGAAUUACAGUGCUUCCUUGAUUUCUGUAAUUGGUUUGAAUCAAAGAACAAGGAGACAAUCUAAAAAAAAAUCUAAGGUUGCAGAUGACAGAAAUCUGGUUCAUUCCGAGUAGACAAAGAUAUUCUGUUACUAUUGUAAAAGUAAGAUACGGUUAUUCCCUAAAUUGUUCAAUAUGUCACCUACUAGAUAUAUAGAUAUAGAUAUAUAGAUGUAUAUAUAUAUUACAACUGCAAUGUUACUGGCUUGCACUGUGCAGGUAUUCUUUGUAGAAAUAUAUACAUAUAAAAUAUAUAUUGGAUAUGACAAACCUAGAAGUUUUUGUUGAGAGCCGUUAACAUCUGAGACAUCUAAUGCAUUAAUCGUUUUGUAAGGUACUGAAUACUCCACACAUGAGAACCUUUUUGUGUGGCCCUUAGGCUUACAAUGUGCACUCAAUAGUUUUGUAUGAGAAUCCAAAAUGAACACCUUAACUGGUGUUUGCAGUAUGCAUGUACUUUACAUUUUCUAUAUUUGUAACUUUGCAUGUCCUUGUUGUUGUAUAAAAAUUUGUAAAUGUUUACUAUCUGACUGAAAUUAAACAGGGGCUAAGAUGAGCACCGCCCAAGAAGUUUGUGAUUGGUUUCACUGAUGCUGGAGGGUCCCUGUGGGGUUAACCUGAGUUAUGUGGUGUGUUCAGACCCACGCCUGAGGUGAUGGCUGAUUCCAGUGUCCUGCCCCAUCCUUCCCAUCACUGACUAGUUUAUUUCUGCUGCCUUCUCGUUUUAUCUGUGGGUAUCUCUAGUGUCCUCAGCCCUGGGUAAACUGCGAAGCCGCUCUUGAGGCAGGAAAAAUGUAGUCCUCACGCUCUGGGAGUUUGUUUUGGUUUUUAUGGUGCUGGGGAUUGAACCCAGGGCCUUGAUGCAUGUUAGUAAAAUUGUGUACCAUUGAGCUACACCUCCAGCCCCUAUAAAUAGAUUUUCUUGGUUAAAAUGAAACGUAACAAGCUCUGGAGUACCCACUCUGUGCCUUCUUAGCUCAGGGCCUGUGAUCCCCAGUGACAGUCACCCUCCUCAGACUUAACACCUUUGGACCAAAAGGCCACCUCCAUGUGUC